Molecule: messenger RNA, 3338 nt
Organism: Cryphonectria parasitica EP155
Lineage: Eukaryota; Fungi; Ascomycota; Sordariomycetes; Diaporthales; Cryphonectriaceae
Exons: 1
Coding region: 1-2880 (959 amino acids)
Source: RefSeq, a predicted model, not a curated record
AUGUUGACGACCGCCUCUCAGUUCACCCCUCGGACGAGGUGCCUGCAAACCAGUCAUGCUGCUAACGCUCGGAUCGUCGGCGUGGCUGGUAGCUGGCAUCGACAGCAAUCCCGAGGCUUCCGCUUCAGCAUGUGGUCCAAGUACGUCGACGACGACCUUCAGCGCGAGAUACGACGACGACAGCGCAUCCUGAUACAUAAAUACACCGAACAGGUCAACAGACGGUUGUCAUGGGACAAGCAUCCUUUCGCCGAGGACGCCCGACACGCCCUAAAGCGCAUGAUCAACACUUACUGGCAUCCUCACUGUGCGCGUCCGGGGCCCCGGUCAUGGAACGACGCUGAGCGCCAUAAGCAGCAAACACCCGAGAACAAGGACGGCGUGCGUCCUGGCCAAAACAUCGAGGAUGUCGAGCGCGGGGCCAUGGAUCAUCUGCUAUUCGGCCAAGAGAAGGAGGAGCCGUUCCGAGGAUCGCACAGCAGGGGAUCGCCGCCGAAAACUAGAUCGACAGCUCAGACAGAUGACGGCAGGCCCAUCGAGCAGGGAGACUUCGUCAUCGAUCCAAUCACGAAUCGGAAAGUUGCAAGAGAUCCAAGUCCUAGGAGCACCAAACCUGAAGGAAACAUUCCUCUCGAUGUCUUGGAACGUUCCCAGUCCCCGCCUACCCGCCACGUCAACUCCCUAUAUAAUGAAAUCUCGGUAGAGAAGACUCGUGAGGACAGAAGCUCUGACAUCGGCCCUGGAACAGAAGGUUCCGACAUAUCCAUGGAUGCAUCAGACAGGCCAGAUCCCACUGUGCAAAACAGAGGUCCCCUAUAUGAUACGAAUACCCUGAAGACUCGAUCCAAGCUUUGGAGUGAUGCCAUUCCACAAGCGACUUACAGUUCCAAUUUACUUCAGAAGGACAAGCCAGUCAUCGUGGACCAGGCUGAGGCUGACAAGCCUGAGGGCUUCUCUAAAGAGAACCUAACGGAUGAUGACUUGCAAAAGUCCAACCCCUUACAGUACCUGGACCCGUACGGGAGACCCGAGUCCGUUGCUGAAGAGCUACAUACGCAGCAGCAGCACGAUGGUCUUGCCAGGCCCAAGACAGCGGCGGACAAGGCUCAUGAGCAGUUUGAGGAUCUCAACCCACCAAGCGAGGAUCUCAACAAGUAUGAAAGCAAGCCUUGGCUGGCCGAGGAACUCUCGAAACGUAUUGUGGGGGACAUCGAACCCAGUCGUCCCGAUCAGCACACACCGGUCCCUAGCGAGGUUGGUGCUUCACGAAGUGACGCGAAGACUCCCUUCAACGUCCUGAAUUUGCAUUCAGCGGAUUGGACCAGUGAGCUUAAUGGCAAGCCUUCGAGCUCUACUGAAAGUUCUGCGAAACCCGAGGUCCAUACCAGAUACCGGUCCUUCAUUGAACAGCUAGAGCCCGACGACUUCACAGAACCAACCGUCGAAGAUUUUCGGAGAAAGUAUGGCCAGACUGAACUGAAGCAGUACACCCCGCCGAAAGAUCUAGAAUCCGACGGAAACCCCGACGUGGACACGGCAGGUGGAAAGGGCAACGACGUCUCGGAACGAAUGGCCUCCACAGAGAUGGACAGCACUGAUGAGUCGGGCCACGAAAUCACGUGCAAGACAAUACAGUCUAAGAAAGGUCCAGGCAUCGAUGUGAUGGAAUCGCUGAUGGAACAGCAUGGGCGAAUGUCAGAUGCUGAGGACAGAGAGGCAACCCUUGCUGUCAAAUCUGCAAGAGCCAAGAAUCAACAUGGCAGCGCGUCGGCAACCAAGGUGACGGGCUCCUUUGUUCGUGACUUUCCCGAGGAGUUUGAAAAGUCUUGGACGCAGACACUUUCUUCAGUGCCUACUGAGCGCACAGAGUCGGAUUUGAGUAAUGCUCAGGUUCACAGCGAGAACAUGGACGGUGGCUUAGAGGGUGCAUUUGGCCGUCCUUCGCCCUCCAAGAUUCAGCCCGCUCUAGACCGACAGGUUCAUCGGAAUCCAGUGAUCAAUCAUCAUGAUCUCCAGUCCAAGGGUUCCCAAGGUCUUGAGAUCCCAGUUGUUGAGUGUAGCAGUGACGCCACUCCGUCGCUGCCCGAGAAAUAUGGGAACUCGCCCGCUGCUAGCCAAGACCUUCCGGAGGAGGCCGCAUCCUCCAUGGUCAAAGAGCCAGCCGCCCCGUCUCAGGACAUCAGCUCCGGCUCAACGGAUGGGCCUUCACUGUACAAGAUUCUGGCGUAUGACCCAACCAUGCAGAAAGUCAACAUGGCCGAGACCACGUCGCUGGUACCGGACUUUACAUCUGCCUUGUCGCCAGCCGAUGCACUUCUUCGCCUUUCAAAUCCUACAAAGUUCUUGCCACACUUUGCCGCUCUUGAGGCACAGGGAUUUGAGAUCGUCUCAGGGAGUGGGGACGUGCUCAUCUUCCGCAAGGUGCGCCCGUCAACGACUAAGCAGACAGAAGACAGCCUUGCAGAAAAUAAGACGGGGUUAUCGUCUGUGGAGGCCCAGCCUCAGCCUACCUCGACACCCAUCAACCCGAUCGACAUGACAGGUCGACCCAGAGUCGUGUCACCGGCUAGCGCCAACUUUGCCUCUCCUACGGGGUAUGUCAAUUACGAAAACUUGGCCGGCAAUGAAGCCAGUAAGCUUCCUCCUCCGCCGCCGCCAUCAUCACCCCGGAUCAAAUACAACAUCAAUCUCCGGCGUGAGGAGCCUGUAUACAGUGGCCCCAAGCAUGCGGCGACUGAUGGCCAGAAAAAAAAGAGCAGCUUGGGCAAAAGAUUGCUUGUGGGUGGUGUUUGGGUGGCUGGUAUCAGCUACGGUCUUGGCGUUGUGUCCGAGUAUUUCACGACCGGUGGCAUAGACGGCACGGGGCCUCAUGGAUUUUAAGCUGCUUUGCUUCAUCCAGAGGCAAGCCUGUUCUGGUUCUCGAUUGACCCAAGAGUCAACUUCUUUCACAGGCGAGACUGUUCCGCAGUACGAGAGACUGACAGAAUUUCACUACUCACGAAGGAGGCAACCGACGAAAUCAUUUCUGCAAAUUACGAAACGCUGUACAAGUAUCAACAAUGGGAAACCUCUACUCCUUGACGGAAAGGAGUUUUGGGAGGAGGGGAUUAGGCGUUCUGGACUUGAGAAUUGCGCGUGACAGCUACCUAGCUCGUCUAGGGUGCUUGCGAAGGACACACCGGCGAAGAUCUCAACUCUGACACAUCUUCCCAACUUUCUUUUCUGCGACGGCAGCGCUAUAUACCAAGCAUGAUCACAUGUACCGGAGCUGGCGUAGGAUAGCACAGGGUAGUGUACAGACUAAGGCGGACCAUCUCAAUUCAAUUUAUGAAUUCUUC